Oncorhynchus masou masou (cherry salmon) is the source of this 2318-nucleotide messenger RNA. RefSeq lists its product as uncharacterized. NCBI's taxonomy places the organism in Eukaryota, Metazoa, Chordata, Actinopteri, Salmoniformes, Salmonidae. The transcript is spliced from 9 exons. The coding region runs from base 27 to 1058 and encodes 343 amino acids. The record is from RefSeq and is a predicted model, not a curated record.
AUGAGUGAGAACUUGUAAUUUCCUGAAUGACAACACAUACUGUCAAAAGAGAAUCACAAGACGGAGAGAUGUGUCUGUCCUUAAAACUGUGUCUCGGCAUGCUUUUACAGACUAUACUUGGACUCCAGUCAUCUGUGAAAGAUGGGUUUCGUAACCAAUUAGAACUAUCAGGCAAGGUGAAAGCAGAUGGUCCAAACUCAGGAAGAUCCAGUCGACUGAAAGUGGGACAUGACUGCUCUCUACAUAUUCAACCUCUUGAAAUAGAUGAUGGAAGAGUUUACACCUGUGGAGAUGGGGCUACCAGUUCAAGUGUUUCUCUUCAGCUUCUCAACAUUACUCUGGCAACAGACACCAAUACAGCACCAGAGAAGGAUGUCAAGCUCCAAUGUUACCUGAAUAUAUUCUCAGGCCUUGUCCCACAAUGCAACCAUAGUGAAAUAAAGCUGAAUUGGCUGAAUGAGGCCAAUACAGUGCUGCAGGGAGAGAGAUUUCAAACCGAACGUUCAUCUGCUUGCUUCUCUACGCUGACCAUCCGAGGUGUCAGGAAGACAGACCAUCACAGGAAGUGGCGGUGUCAACUGAUUGAAGGAGAGGUUGUGAAGACGUCCCUCAGCUAUAUCACAGAAAUUACAGGAGGUAUAGAGGAAGUGUUUGUCGCAGUGGGUGAGUCAGUAUCACUUCCCUGUGCCACCCACUCCUCCCUCGAGGUGGGCAGCAGAUUCCAGUGGACUCUGGGUCAAAGGUCACUGUCUCGGUCAGGCGAUGUCUCAGCUGGAACUCAGGGUCACCUUCCUGCAGCUCACAUCAGCCAAGACGGGUCUUUGGUCAUCAGCAAUGUGAAAACACUGCAUUCUGGGCUCUACAACUGCUCGCAACAGAACAGAAUCCUACUACACACUCUGGAUGUAUCUGCAGAGUAUGCUACCACAGACGGAAACAAUCUCACCCUGACCUGCUCACUCACCUGUGUGGAAGAUUGUGGAGACUUCAAUUUAUCCUGGAUUCACAGUGGCCAGGAUGGGUUGCAGAGUGGCCCUAAGGACAUAACACCACCCUGAUCUCCAAACUCUUCCUCCCUGACCGCCAGGGCACAGAGAAGAUAGCCUGCGCCGUGCUCAGAGAGGGGGUUGUAAUGGCUGUAAAGGAGUGGACCAUCCAGAGAGGUCGUGUUCUACCUGCAGUGGGAUGGUCAGUCCUUCUGCUACUGCUGCUCUGUGCUGUUGGAGGGGGCGUGUAUUGGAAGAGGCAGGGCAAGGGAAGUGCCGCUCAAGGAGAAGAACAGCAGACACCUGUUGCAAUGACUCAUCUCUAUGACGAGAUUCAAGAUCAACCAAUUCAACCUUCCGGAGUAACCAACAACAGUUUCUAUAAUCUUCUGCAGGCUGGGAACUGAGUGUAAUGUCAUGUUCUCUAUCUUUAGGCUAUUAGUUGAGUUUUAAAUCUAAUUUGACUACUUUGUACUUUGCAUUGUUUUGUGGUUUGGAUUUCCCUUGAUAUUUUGGAACAUUAUAAGUGUCACCAUGACAUCAAGUCUAUGCAAGUUGUUUUUUAUGGUGGAAAUAAAUUCAUAAAAAGAAAAUAACCUCUAUAGAAUAUCACCAGUUACCACAGUUAAAAACCCCGGCGUAAGUUGGUUACAGGAACACAUUCAGUAUGACUCCUCAGUGUGGGGGGUUGAUGGCUAAGUCACCCCACCUCCUGUCUUGAACAUCACUCUGCUGACUUUCACAUCCCACAUGAAACCUGGUAGCUUCUCUUCAGCAGUGUAAAACUCUGUAGAUGUAUGGGACUGUGACAAGACACAUAACACAUGAGAGUGAACAGAUAAGUGUGUUUAUUUAAUGCAGGAUGGCAGUGUGGGAGCAUUAGCAAUACAAGUAAAAACCCCAGAACAGCAUGUCUCUGUCUGGAACAGCUCCCAACUACACAUCAUUUGGUGUAGAAAAGCGUCAGCAAAAGUUGGUCCACCAUGGGGUGACAAAUAAAGGAAUACGUCCAAUCAAAUCAAGCUAAAUACAAUUGGUCACCUCAUCCAUUUGAUUAUUUCACAACUAAGUUGUUAUUGUGUAAUACUAUGUAGGCUAUACCAGGGGUUGAAAGAUAAGAUUGUUAUUGUGUAAUACUAUGUAGGCUAUACCAGGGGUUGAAAUAAUGUUAUUGUGUAAUACUAUGUAGGCUAUACCAGGGGUUGAAAGAUAAGAUUGUUAUUGUGUAAUACUAUGUAGGCUAUACCAGGGGUUGAAAGAUAAGAUUGUUAUUGUGUAAUACUAUGUAGGCUAUACCAGGGGUUGAAAGAUAAGAUUGUUAUUGUGUAAUAC